Molecule: messenger RNA, 1455 nt
Organism: Sphaerodactylus townsendi
Lineage: Eukaryota; Metazoa; Chordata; Lepidosauria; Squamata; Sphaerodactylidae
Gene: RHOC
Product: ras homolog family member C
Exons: 5
Coding region: 135-716 (193 amino acids)
Biological process (GO): small GTPase-mediated signal transduction
Cellular component (GO): neuron projection
Molecular function (GO): GTP binding; GTPase activity
Source: RefSeq, a predicted model, not a curated record
GCAUCGAGCUCCUCCCUGGCGCUGCCAAUCCCAAGCACCGAGUACGGCCCCACCUUUUGGUCCUUUGAGCCACUUAUCCGGGACAGAGCAGCGGGGGCGCGCGCGUCGCAGGGGUCAGGCUCCCCGCUGAAGCUAUGGCAGCCAUCAGGAAAAAGCUAGUGAUUGUGGGAGAUGGUGCCUGUGGGAAGACCUGCCUCCUCAUUGUGUUCAGCAAGGACCAAUUCCCAGAGGUCUAUGUACCAACUGUCUUUGAAAACUACAUUGCUGACAUUGAAGUAGAUGGGAAGCAGGUGGAGCUGGCCCUUUGGGACACGGCUGGGCAGGAGGACUAUGACAGGCUGCGGCCCCUCUCUUACCCAGACACUGAUGUUAUCCUCAUGUGUUUCUCCAUUGACAGUCCAGACAGUUUAGAGAACAUACCAGAGAAAUGGACGCCAGAAGUGAAACAUUUUUGCCCAAAUGUACCCAUCAUUCUAGUAGGAAACAAGAAGGACUUGAGAAAUGAUGACCACACUCGCAGGGAACUGGCAAAGAUGAAACAGGAGCCAGUGAAACCAGAGGAAGGGAGAGAGAUGGCAAACAGAAUCAAUGCUUUUGGUUACCUGGAGUGCUCAGCCAAGACCAAGGAUGGUGUGCGGGAAGUGUUUGAAAUGGCCACUCGGGCUGCCUUGCAAGUCAGGAAAAACAAAAAACGCAAAGUCUGUCCCCUCUUUUAACAAGGGAGCAUUGGCAAAGGAAGUAACUGUGUUGUCUCAGCUGUAUCUGUCUUUCUACACAACUCAUGGAUGCAACCUUGGGGUUGGGAGAAGAGCUGUUAGCUCUGUCUAGAGUAAAAAUUUAACAUGUUUGUUGUGCCCUUUGUCCCCCCCCCCCCCCCCCACUAGUUAGGGCUGCCUGGGGCACGCUUUGAUAGAGACCAGGUUGCUGGAAUCUCUGGGCCAUACUGUCCUCCCCAGCACCUUUCAUGUUUGAGGGCCAGACAUUUCUUGAAACCUCUCUGUAAACACUGUUGUUUUUGUAUGAGGCAGGCUAUGUACCUGAAUUAAUUCUGUAUUCUCUUCACUCCCAUUUUAUAUCAAUCUUGCCGUUUGAUGCCUGGUAUAGAUUAAUUUAAUCUAUCAUCUUAUCUUCCCAUUCUUGCAAAUUAAGGAAGCCACAUUUGAUUGCUGAAUAUUGCAGUCUGUGGAGUCAUUCCCUACUUAAGAUGUGUAGCACUUGCCUCUCUCUACACAAACUUGUUGAAGCAAGUGGAUGCCUUGCCAAAAUGUCCACCUCUAUUUCUGUGAGGAGCUGAGCUCUGUUGUCAUCAGAAAUGUUUUUUUGCUCUGUGUUGGUGGGCAGUGCCUUGUAUAUUAUCAAUUCUGUAUUCUCUCUACUACUAUUAAAUUAAAUCAGAUCUUGAAACAAAAUGGAUUUUGUAUUUUUCUAUUGGGCCAUUAAAGCACAUGAAGCUUG